This is a messenger RNA of Penicillium olsonii, 1233 nucleotides long. The record is from the annotation of a GenBank genome assembly. NCBI's taxonomy places the organism in Eukaryota, Fungi, Ascomycota, Eurotiomycetes, Eurotiales, Aspergillaceae.
AUGACCGUCACAAAAGUCCAUCCUACGGAAGUUAAAGCUUAUAUAGAUGCUACCUUAGAAGCAUUGCAUAAGGAGCUACGAGAGUUAAAUCACCAGAUCUGGUCAAACCCCGAACUGGCGUACCAGGAGCACCGUGCUCACGACACAAUCUGCAACUUCAUCGAGAAACAGGGUUUCACGGUCACGCGUCAUGCCUACGGCCUCGAUACAUCGUUUGAGGUGUUGAGUGGAUCCGGCGGCCGGUUGAUCAACUUCAACGCGGAAUAUGAUGCUUUGCCUGAUAUUGGACAUGCCUGUGGCCAUAACCUGAUAUCAACUAGCAGUGUUGCUGCAUUUGUUGCUCUAUCACUUGCCUUGAAGAAAUUCGGCAUCCAAGGGCGAACACAGUUGUUGGGUACGCCGGCGGAAGAGAAUGGAGGUGGCAAAGCGAAACUUAUUGAAGCCGGGGCCUACAAGGGUGUUGAUAUCUCACUUAUGGCUCACCCCGGACCCGAAAAACUGUAUCCUGGGCAGGAGUGCUGCGGAAUUGCUGGAACGCUUAUGAACGCCAGAAAGAACAUUCACUGCGAAUUUACGGGUCGCAAUGCCCAUGCAGGCGGUAACCCGUGGGAGGGAAUAAACGCCUUGGACGCGUUGAUCUCCUCCUAUAAUAAUGUGGCAGUGCUGAGGCAACAAUUGCUUCCGGAUCAGAGGAUUCAUUGUGCUUUCUUGGACACACCGAAGGUGGCCAACGUGAUCCCUGCAUACACGAAAGCUUUUUGGCAAGUUCGGAGUCCUACCCUCAAGGGACUUAACACUUUAGUUGGAAAGGUACGCAACUGCAUUGAGGCAGGCGCAUUGGCAACUGGCUGUCAGGUCAAGAUUGAGGAGGAUGAGCUUUACACAGACGUUCGACUGAACGACACCCUGUGUGAGCGGUAUCAAACUCAUAUGGGAGGAUACAAGCGUGAUGUGCUGAAGCGCCAUGACAAGGUCUUGACGGGGUCAUCUGAUAUAGGAAACGUCAGUUACGAGACUCCUACGCUUCACACAAUGUUCGGCAUACCCGCACCGGAGACAUCCUUCCCUCACCAUCCCACAUUCGCCGCUGCAGCUGGAACGGACGAGGCUCAUACGGAGGCAGUGAUUGUUGGCAAAUCGUUGGCUUUGAUUGGAUGGGAUAUGGUCACAGAAGACAGCUUGUACGACACGGCACGGGCUCAAUGGCACGACGAGAUCGCGCGGGUUGACUAG